CAGAGCUAUGCUAGUUACACCAGCUGAGGAUCUGGCCAGUUAAGGAAUUAAGGAAGAUCCACACAUCCAGGCAAGGGUGUCACCUGUCUGAUCAAGAAGUAUUAAAACUGGACAAUGCCUUCUAGAUAGCUGAAGAGCACAAGGAGCGGGGGAAGGUGCUCCUUUAUUCUUCUUCGCCGGGGAGAGACUUUGAGGCAAAACGUUGGACUCCCCAGUCUCUCCCCAUGGAUAAAGGACACGCUUUACCCCAGGAUAUCCGGGACCUGCGGCACUGCCUGAGAAUGAAGAGCAAGUAUGCCAUUCUCCUGGUGUUUGUUGUAGCUCUUGUCAUUAUCGAGAAGGAAAACAAUAUCAUAUCGAGGGUAUCAGACAAGCUGAAGCAAGCCCCACAACCUCUGAUGGAGGUCAACAGCACAGACCCUGGCCUAGUGCUGUCAGAAAAUGGGUCCCUCUUGUCCCUCAGCGAGCUGGACUCUGCCUUUUCUCAGCUCAAGAGCCGGCUUCAGAAUGUCACCUUGCAGCUGGGAGGGACCAGGGAGCCUACUGUGGCACAGGGACCCCGGAGACAUGUGCUCCUGAUGGCCACCACCCGCACAGGUUCCUCCUUUGUGGGAGAGUUCUUCAACCAACAGGGCAACAUUUUCUAUCUCUUUGAGCCAUUGUGGCACAUCGAGAGGACAGUGUCAUUCGAGCCAGGCGGAGCAAACGCGGUGGGAUCGGCCCUCGUCUACCGAGAUGUCUUGAAGCAGCUGUUACUCUGUGACCUCUACAUCCUGGAGAACUUCAUCACCCCAUUCCCUGAGGAACACCUGACCCCGUAUAUGUUCCGGCGGGGCUCAAGCCGCUCCCUGUGUGAGGACCCUGUUUGCACCCCUUUUGUCAAGAAGGUCUUUGAGAAGUACCACUGCAAGAACCGCCGCUGUGGCCCCCUCAACAUUACCCUCGCUGCAGAAGCCUGCUUGCACAAGAAUCACAUGGCACUCAAGACAGUGCGAAUUCGGCAGCUGGAGUUCUUACGACCCUUGGUUGAAGACCCUCGCCUAGACAUGAGGAUCAUCCAGCUGGUGCGGGACCCCCGGGCAGUGCUGGCGUCUCGCAUUGUGGCCUUCUCAGGCAAGUAUGAAACCUGGAAGAAAUGGGCUUCAGAAGGAGCAGCUCCCCUCAAUGAGGAUGAGGUGCAGAGGCUGCGGGGGAACUGUGAGAGCAUCCGCCUCUCGGCUGAACUUGGCCUGAGACAGCCAGCCUGGCUGCGGGGCCGCUACAUGCUGAUCCGCUAUGAGGAUAUUGCCAGGUCACCCCUCCAAAAUGCCAAGGAGAUGUACAGGUUUGCUGGCAUCAGCCUCACCCCACAGGUGGAGGAAUGGAUCCAGAAGAACACCCAGGCACCUCAGGACAGCAAUGGCAUCUACUCCACCCAAAAGAACUCCUCGGAGCAGUUCGAGAAGUGGCGCUUCAGCAUCCCCUUCAAGUUGGCUCGGGUGGUGCAGAGCGUCUGCGGCCCAGCCAUGAGUCUGUUUGGCUACAAACUGGCCAGCGACCAAGAGACCCUCACAAACAGAUCCAUCAGUUUGCUAGAGGAAAGAAGAGCCUUCUGGAUCACGUAAGAGCUCUCAUUGUUGGGUUUCUGUAUGGAAACAUACGGUUAGACUGAAAAAAGAAAAACCUGAGCACAAGAACAGCUGGGGAAGCAGGAAAGGGGCAAGUGGAAAGGGGCCACUGUCCCCUGCUGACACGCAUCACACCCUCGUUUAUAAGGCUUGUGUUUGCCAUGCGCUCCUCAUCCUAGCGAGGUGCUUUCUGAAUCUCCAGUGCACAGCAGGGGGAAUGCAGUAACAGCCAGGAGCUCUGGCUCAUCUAGAUGGAUUAUAAUGUGGCCACCCUUUGAAACUAAAUGGAGCUCAGAAGCUGGCAGUGGGGAGAACCAAAGCAGUAGGUACUAGCUUCCAUACCUCACCUCUUAGCUUUCUUCUCUGCACAAGCGCCACCCUUCUUUCAAAGGACAUUUCUGCACUAAACCUCCAAAGAGAGAAUUGUAUGUUUUAAAAAUCUUCGUACACUUUAAAAUCCCUCAUCUCGCCGAGCAUGAGCGAGGAGGUGAGAGGAGCCAAGGGUUGCACUGAUAUCGCCUUGGGCAAACUUAAAGACUUCGCUAAACUGUAUUUGGUUGGGUUGACGGAACUGUCAGAAAGGGACUUGGUUGGGGUUUGUUGCCAAGAAACCUCUUAGUAAAUCCCCAGUGAGAGGAUCUGGGAGACUCUCUCCUCCCAUCCUGACUGCUUCUGCCUUAUGCUGACAAAGACUCAUGUCAGACACUUUGUGACUGAGUCCUACAAGGGUGAGCACACUCCCUCAGACCAUGCUCUUGGAAGAGCAAAAUGCCAGGACAUCGGGAAAACAUGUAGCAGAACCAGCAAACAGCCACACCAUGAUCUCUGGCACUGGUGCAGCAUUUUCCACCUCAGCUGCUUGUUAUCAAGUGCACCAAAGCCGCAGCUAAGAGAUGUCCUGGAGACAAUGAAAACACUAUUUAAGAGAGAGAGAGAGAGACUUAGAGAAAGUGAAAGCAAUGCUCUCUGUCUCUGGGGAUUCAACUGGUCUCCUUCCAAGGUGCCAUCAGUUGUUUUGUCUUCCACCACCAUGGAGGCUGGAUUCCUCAGUGAUCAUUUGCUGGUCUAGAGAUCGAUACUGAAAGCUUUCUUGGCUGGUGGUGGCAGGGUGUUUCUGUAAUAGUAUUUAUAUUUUGUCCUUGCUAUUGUUUGUAUAUCUUUGGAAGUGCUGGUUGGAGGCUGCCAGCAAUUCUCCUGCCCAAAGCAAAAGGGAGUAGUUUGUACCAAUUAGCUUUUUGUGGCAGGAGAGGGGGGAGGAGAGAGACUGGGAUGCAGGCAAGUGGGAACUCAUCCAAAAUUAGGCAAUAGGAAUCGUUUCCAUAACAGAAAGAGAUGGUCUCAGAUUGCAACAGACAAAUUCCUAGCCUGUGCUGCCCCUUGUCCAGUCCACAGUUAGGUUAGGUUUUUGCUUCCUGGAGUUUGAUCUCUUCCUGGGGCAACCCAGAGGCUACUCCAGAAGAGGUCUUCAGACUCCUUUUCAGCCCCAUCAUUAUUCUGAGAUACCCACUGAGUCCCCUUCACCCUUAAAUACAUCCUCAGGGAAGAAACAUGGAACAAGAUCUGAGCUGGGUGUGUUUUUUUGUUUUGUUUUGUUUUUUAGUAAUUUUUGAAGGGGCAGCAUCAGGUUUUUGUUUUAAAUCAUAUUUAAAGGGAUGCUGUCAACACAGCAAAUUUCUCUCUGAAACGUAUCUUUACUUCCUGUUGUCACAGAUUAUUCAAAUUUAGAGAGAUGGCAAGAGACAUUUCUCUGUUUUUCUGUGUGUUUACUUUGUGCAUUUAUCAGUACUUUAGGCAGUCAGUUUCAUCCAUGGUUGGAUUCACUUCCUAAUCUCAUGCCCUAGCAUGAGAGAAUAUCAGAAUUCUCAUGCACAAGGGUGGGGGCAGGCACAGCUGGACAGGGGAGCAGUCCCCCUAAUCUCCUAUGGAUCCAUGGACAUGGCCUGGGAGCACUGGUAAACUGGAGCUGGACAGCAGGUAGACAGAGUAAACUGUUGCUGACAUGGGUGAUCAGCAUAGGGGACACGCUAAUGCAGGAGGGGGAUCCAGGCACAUCCUGUUUAUGGCCAUUGUUGUGCCGGAGCACACCCGUUUGAGCAACGGAAAGAGAAACACAAAAAUAAAUGCAGGAUAAUGGCUGAAAUUCUCAGCCUUGGUGCACUUUAACAAAGUAUAUGCCCCCAACCUACACCCAUGUAAAAAAAAGAAAAAAUUGACAGUGUCCCUGUCACAGGGAGAGCUAGGUGGCACCUCUUCCUGGUCGCUCUGGGGAACAGCUCUGUCCAACUCGGGUGUCCCCUUCCGCUGCUCACUGCAUGCUCUGCUGUCUCUGACUCUCUGUGACUCAAGGGGCUCUGUUUUUGCGGUUUGGCCCUCUGGCGACGUCACUAUAGUCCUCCCCUUCCAGGAUAACAAAAUAAAUCUCCAAUCCAGCUGUCCAGAGCUCCUCUCUAGGGCUUCUGUGCCACUUCUCAAUGAGGUUGAUAGGAGAACCCAGGCCUGCACUCUCCACUGGGUUCCAGCCCAGAAACCCUGUAACAAGCAGCCAAGGUGUGCAUGGUCCAUCCUACCCCUUGCUGCUGUUUUCCCUGGGCUUCUUCCCACCUAGCUCUCUCAGGCUUCCUUUCCCCACAACUCCUCUGGGGUUGACCCUUGUUCUAGGGUUAGAAUCCUGGUGCUUAUUCUCCCUCUUGGGUUUUUAUCUCCCCUCCUCUGUGCUCCCAGAGAGCAACCUCAGAGUCUCCCUGCAGUCCCCUUCUCCAGCAAACUUCUGGCUUUAUAAUCCAGCCUGCUCCAGCCCAGCUGAGUCUCUUGUUCAAUUAAGCCUGGCUUUCCCUCCAGGUACAGCCAGGUACCCUAACUGGUCCCUUGGGCCCACAUUAAUCCUUUCAGGGCCUGUGUGGAGUACAUACCCCAUCACCAUUCUCUUUUUAAAAAAGAGCAACAAUCCACAUCUCCCUCCCAGGGUUACUAACAACACCUUAUAUUGUUAAACUGAAAUAGUUUUUUAAAUAUAUGAAUUUAUUUUACUCCUGUUAUACAGUUUGUCCAAACUGAGAUGCAGAAAGUAACCAAUGAAAACAGACCAGGCGGCAGGGGUGCUGGAACAAUUUUUUUAGUGGGGCUGCUGAAAGCCAUUGAACCAAACUGUAAAUGAUGGAAACCUCUUCAAGCCAGUGAGUACAGCAGCACCCCCAGUUCUAGCACUUAUGCCAGGCAGUUUGACUUUUCAGCUCCCUUGUACUAGCACAAUUCUUUCUGCAGUGUUUGGGUUGCAGAUAUUGCUAAGAGAAUGUUGAUGCAAAAAGGUGGAAACUGUUUCCAGUUGAGCUUAAAAAUAAUCAUGAAAAGAUUGACUAAUAGCAGGUUUUGUAAAAACAAAACAAAACAAAAACAUUUAUUUUUCUAUCCCUAAAUUUUGGGCCUAAACUAUCUUUACAGUUUUUCAAGGAAUUACUUAUGUCUAAAUAAGUGGUCCUCAACCUUUUCGUCUUGCAGGCGCCAGACGAAGGACUGUAGCGGUCGAGCAUCCGCCAAAAUGCUGCCGAAUUUCGGCGGCAUUUCAGUGUUGCCGCCUCUUGAUGAAGUCGCUUGUCGGUGGCAAGCGGCGUCAUUGAGAGGCCUUACUGCCAAAAUGCCGCCGAUUUCGGCGGAUGCUUGACUGCCUGCCAGGACGCGAGCGCAUUUAUAUGCCCGGCGCCUACGGGCACCGCGUUGGGGACCCCUGGUGAAAAGAAAAGUGAAAAGAAAUUAACAAAUAUAUGCUUCAAAGGGGGCUUUUCUAUGUAUGACCUUUGCAACUCACGUGUGGAGUUGUUUGUGAAACUCAAACUCUGUACCCACUGAAGAGCACAUUUUAAACUACUACCUUUAGGUAUAUAAACUAUAAAGGGCAAAUAUACAACAGCCUCCUCCUUCAAGAUCACAGACCCUCUGGUGCAAACAAUAAUUUUUGACCUCUCUUUCUUUAAUAUUCACAUUCUGUCCUCUAACUGCCUCAUCCUAUAUUAUAAUUUGUUUACCUUUGGAGCAGACUUAGGCCUCAAUUCAGGAAAGCACUUAAGCAUGGCAUAACUUUAAGCACACCUUAAUGUUAAGCAUAUGCAUAAAAGCUGUCCUGAACAGAGGUGCUUUCCAGAAUAAGGGCCUUAAUGCAUACUGCAGCAUUUCUUCAAUAUACUCAGGACAAAAAGAGCUAUAGGUACAGCAUGAGGGGCCCUAUUUCCAGUUGACUUCUACCUUGUGUCAUCAUUUGCAUCAGUAUAAAGUGGCCGUAAAUGGUCCCCAAAACAAAACAGAAAUGGUUUACACAAUAUGACCACCCAGUGAACCUGAGCCAAGGCCCAUUUAAAUCAAUGGAAAGACUCCCACUGACUUUGACAGAUUUUGGAUCAGCACCAAGGUGCAGGAUAACCAUGAAUCAGAUCCAUACUGCUCUUUAAUCAAACUUACUUUGCCAGCUCCAGCAGGGAGCCCCCAGUGGAAACAAUUCUGGUGCAGUCAGUAGGGGAGAGUGUGUUUACCUGGAGCUCCAACCAGCACUUUGGUUCUGAGAAGUGAGGCGUUAUUAUUGCUAUUGUUUGUUUUGUUUGUGCUUUUCAAAAGUUUAUUUUUAUUUUUAUUUUUUGUCUACAAGGGCUGCAGUCCGGCAGGAAAGAGGCUGCCACUUCCUGCAACAUGUGGAACCGUUCAGAGAAUGGAGGGUUUAAUAUUGUAAACUGCAAGGGGAAUUUAUUUAUUUAUUAUAUGAAAAAGAGGGGAAAUAUUUUAUUAGCAGGGAGUCUGAGCUACACCCAAAACCAGGCAGACAAUAAAUAUCCCAAGAAAUGGAAAAAAGAUAAACAAUUAAACUCAGAGCGGCACAGAUAUGAUUUCAAACAAAAUGCUGUUGUUUUGAGAAGUCUAUUUUUCUUAACACCCAGAAACAAACAAAAAUCACACUUCUGUCUCGAAACUGCUAACUGCUGUUGUUACAAGUAACACCUCCACACUCUAUAACUGAACCAGAUUAGGUUCACUGUUCCCUGUUAUUGGGAGAGUCAGGGGGCUUUGCACAGCAACAGGAAGGAGGAAAAUACCCUUUUAAUUUUUUAAGGGACGCAUGGUUGAAAAAAAUCUCUAAAAUUGGCGAACUCAGGCUGUGUAGGACAUGAAACUCUUUGUAGCACUUUUAAAAUGACAGCCUUUCAAAUGGCCCAUUUCACAAGCUGCGAGCUUGUUGACACUGUGUUAUGGUGGUAGAAGUUAUCUUGCUCAGGGGUGUGAAUAAGCCACCCCCUGCACGUAACUUAUAAUGACCUAAGCGCCAUCCCUUGUAAAGGGGGUUUUAUCGUGUUGACGAGAGAGCAUCUUCACCAGACAUGCUACAGUGGCACAGCUGCUGUAGCAUUCUCGUGUAGCCUAGCCCUGAGACACACAAUAAAUCCCAGACAGGACAAAGGCUUUGGAUAUAAUUUUAUGGCCUGGGAAAACACAGAAAUGCACAGGAAGUGAAAGGGUACAUACCGCAGUGGCAUAAAAGAAUGGCUGUUGCCUCUAGGGAGCCCAUCUGGAAUCAGACCUGUGCAUAAUAAGAAGUUAAUAUGGGGGUUUCAAUCCCAGCCCCCAGGUGGGAGCUGAUACCAGGUCCCCUCAUCCCAAGAGAUGGAGAGAAAAGUUGCAAUACUCAGAGCUGAGGUUAUUUGGUAGAUGAACGUGGGAUAUGUGAUUAAAUAUGGAAGGCCAAAUCCUGCCAUGAUUUACACCUUUUGCAAUCACACAUGACUUCAGUGGGUCUUAAAUCAGGCUAGGAUUUGGCCUAGAGGCUGGAAUUCUGUCUCAUUGCUGGAGCAGUCCCUCAGGGCAGGGCUGAAUUCAUUAGCAGCUCCUGGGAGUCAUACUGGAUGGCUACCUUCUCUGUACAUAGCCCUGGGAUAGACAGAGGGAGUCAGUUCUCUGCUCAGCCAGUCACUUGACCUUCCCAAGCACAAGAGAGUCAUUCACCAGUUAUUUGUUUAUUUAAAGGUUUUUUCUCUCUCCCUGAACGUAUCUUCAGGCUGGGGGAGAGAGACAGUCUCUGACCUUGGCACAUAAAAGGACUAUUCCUCUGUGUUCCAGUUAUUAGACAUGAGGCAAAUUUCUAACAUCACAUUCUUUCUCUGGUGUGUUCGAUAGAGCUACACAUUCUCUCUCCCUUCUCUGUCCUAUAGGACAGGGACCAGGCUUAGGUGCUAGAAGAAAGCAGUGCAUGCACUCAGCCUGUCGUGCUCUCCUGAACCCGAACUCCCUUGUGGUACUGCAGCAUAGUAACCUCCAGCUAUCAGGCUAGUUCGUGGGGGUGGGCCUUUCACUCACUAAUCUUUCGGGUGGGGAGAAGUGUGAAGAAAGAGAAGGAGCUGGCAGCAGGGUCUGAAUGGAGCCUUUGACUUGCAGCUAUGCUGCAUGUCACCCCGGCAGGGCAGAGAGAGGAAGGCUCACAACUGCCAUCUGUGCUUCUAAGGCUGUAAAAUGGAGAGCUGCUUUAUUACUUCAGCUGUUUUCUUCCUUCCCUUCUUCCUCCUCUGAUCCAUCUUUGCUUGUCAGCUCAAAGGGAGGAAUCUCAGGCAUCUGGCCCUCUUCAGUGGCUGACAUCACACAGCCCAGGAGUUUAAAAUCAGAGCACCUGCCUCCAGGAAAGCAGAUGUAAGUUCAGCUGCAGGGGCUCUCCGCAUUGUCGGGGAAAAUCCAAGGGGACAGGAGGCAAGGGAGGGUCGGCCCCGGCAUCAGGCAAGCUUCAAAGGGAAAUGCACUGGUCCCUUGGGCAGCUGGAAGUGUGCACCUAAGGGAGUCCAGCAUCCCUCGUUUAUUUAUCUGGAUGGGGAGAACUCUCUGCUGCCACCUAGGAGUUUUUUACAAAACUAAAUUAACAGCUAAACUAAUGUCCAGAUAUUUUCUUACUGGCCCUGUGUUAAGGGUUUGGCUUAAAGGCCUGCCUGGCUGCAUAGCAGUGAUGUUACACAGGGUUUUUUACAUUCCCGGAGCCACUGUGGUCUGCCAGCCCCCUGGAAGUGCUGACAGACACAUCCUCUGAGGAGAGUACUCAGUACUCUAGUUUGAAUCUUCCAUGCACAGAAAUGAAUGUGAACCUUGUAACCAGUUAGAAGAUGGUUGACUUGACUUAUUUAAUUAAAAACACAAUGGAGCAGAAUCCAAAAAGGCAUCUCCUGUCUCUCUAGCAUUUAUUCACUUGUUAUUUUUGGCAGCAGGAGAAGUGUAGACAUUAACAGCAGCAGAUGCAGCAGCUGGUAAGAGUCUUUGUGUAACAUGCUCCCCCGGGGCAGUGACUUGCUCUCCUUAUCCGUGUAGCAGCAGCAACGGCGCUCAGUCAACACAUUGGAAGACGCUCAGGAAAAUAAGAUCUGGGGAUGAAAAAGGAAACCACUGUGCUGACAAGAAUUUAAACGAGCUAAUUGCCCUCCCCUACCCCCGUGUUGCUGAGCACUCAACUUCCAUUCGCUCUAAUGGAAUUUGCAGGUGCUCAUUUCCAAUCAGGAGAGCUGUGCAGCCGCUGUUUAGCAAACCUUGGUAGCAGAGUGGUGUGCACAAGGGCUGGUGCUAUCUCCAAUACCACAGAGAUGGAGAAAAAAGUUGGUUUCAAAUCCAUCAGAAAUACAGAGCGGAAUGUUACCACCCAUCAACGGGAAAAGAAAAGGCUAAAAUCAAUGUGGGAAAUAUCAUCUUCAGGAACCUAAGAGGACUUAACAAACCACAGAGAAGCAUUGGGCUCCACCCUGUUUCUUUUCCUCACCCAUAAUCAGGCAUCCAUGGUGAGGCUCACUGCAGCUCAGAGGCAGUGGGAGGAAGGCAGCCCGGGCUAUUCUGGGUAAAUGAUGGGAUGGAGACAGCCACUGGUUCAGUCUCACUUUUUCUCACGGUCUUGCAUACCUAUAGCCAGCCCUGGAGCUGGUGUAGGAAGAUGCUGCAGUGAAGUGUUGGAACCUACCCAUCCCCAGCAAGCAUCUAGCUGGAGGAACACCAUUAAUUCUGGAUUUUUAAUGAGGCUGUUUCUCUUAGCUCCAAAAUGUCCUGCCCAAGUAUCCAGUCAUUUGUGAAAUAGCUAUGUUCUGGGAUGUUGCUGCCUUGAUUUCAGGUACAAGUGUUUUACUGCUAAAAUUGUGCAGGCUAGAGUCUGAGGACACUGCCCCCUUUGUCCUGCCAGGCUCCAGGGUGGAAAGAAAAGAGGCUUCUUUGGGUCAUGGGGCCUUAGCUUUAGGCAUCUUUCAGCUGCAAAUCUUGUCACACUGCCUGGAGUGGCUCACGAGCAGGAGUGCUGACCUCAGGGCUGACAGGUAAAACCAGGGCAGACACCCCUAGCUAGUGGUAUGUUCUGUAAUUAAAUUUCACCAGCCCAAGAACAAAUGUGAACUGGAUCGCUGUAUCUUACUUCAGAGUUAGACAGUCCCUUCAUGCUCUCCAGUCUACCUUGCCACCCAGGCAAGAUGGACUAACUGAUAAAUGGUCACUUACACCAAGAAUCACAAAAUAUUCAGGUUUCUCCCAGUUCCAAGAGACCAGUCGCUUACCCCAGAUCAACUUGUAUCUUAGUUCUCACACCAAAGACAAUGCCUGUAGCCAACCCUCUAAUAAGUUAAUUAAAGGUUUAUUAACUAGGGAAAAGAAAUGAGACAGUUAUUUACAGGUUAAAGCAAGCAAGCAUAUACACAUAAAUGCAUUACCCUCUAUGGCUCCUAAAGAUGACAGAUGUAGUAAUCUGUCAAUUUGAAAUGUCUUUCAGGGUGGACCCAGGGGUAACCCCUGGGGAUCUCUGCCUAAAUGCAUUACCCUCUAUGGCUCCUAAAGAUGACAGAUGUAGUAAUCUGUCAAUUUGAAAUGUCUUUCAGGGUGGACCCAGGGGUAACCCCUGGGGAUCUCUGCCUUAAUUUAGCAUCUCUGGCCCUGUGAAAGUUCAAACAGCAAAGAAAGGAAAACAUUUCUUAUGAUUCUGUUUUAUCUUUUACAUGUAACCUUCCAGUCUAUGGGCUGGUGUGCAUUACACAGUCAGGUCAACCUAAGAGCGGGGCGAGACAAGAAAUCUGGUUAGCAAGAGUCCAGCUGCCCCCGGCUCCCCUGGAGAGCCAGGGAGAGAAUGGCCCUUGAUCCUGGCUGGGAGCAGGGGUGAGAAGCCUAGGUGGUAUUACCGUCCCACCCCCCGACUCCCAGCUGGGAACAUUAGCUGUCUUGUCAAUUUCACAGCUGCCUGGCUCCCAGCUGGGAGCGGGUGGGCCGGAGGGUGAGAAGCCAGGGCAACUAGACCCCGCUCCCUGGGGCAAGAAAACCCAGGCAGCUUCCCCCCACUCCCAGCAGGGACCAGGGAGGCGAGAAGCCCUGGGCAGCUUCCUCCCCACUCCCAGUGGAGAAUGGGAAGGUGAGAAGCCCUGUGCAGCCUCCCCAGCUCCCAGCGGGGAAUAGGGAGCAGUGGGGAGGACAGUCCACUGGGUGCCUAUGUGACAGCUGGUAGGGAACUGCCAGCAGAGCUGAGAGACCAGACUUUCAAUUCCCCACAUUGCCCCUCUUAGAUCGAUGGAAGCGCUCCUGGUGAGGGCUCGCAGUACUGAUCCAAGGAGGGUAAUAUGGAUGUGCAUCACCACAGUAAUUACUGCAGUGGCUAUAAAUCGACCUAAUAUAAGUCGACUUAUGUUUCCAGUGUAGACAUACCUAUGAGAUGAGCUUCUUUGCAUGUAGCAUUUCCAAGGUCUGGUGGGGCCAUUCACCAAUCCUAUGUAUCUUUAUGGCCUGUUUAAACUUGAUAGGCCUCCUUAAUGGGUGGGGAAGGGGGGAAGAAAUGAUUC
Messenger RNA from Gopherus evgoodei (Goodes thornscrub tortoise), 11410 nucleotides. RefSeq names its product carbohydrate sulfotransferase 3 (gene CHST3). Gene Ontology annotation, biological process: N-acetylglucosamine metabolic process; carbohydrate metabolic process. Bases 225 to 1604 code for a protein of 459 amino acids. NCBI's taxonomy places the organism in Eukaryota, Metazoa, Chordata, Testudines, Testudinidae. Gene Ontology annotation, molecular function: N-acetylglucosamine 6-O-sulfotransferase activity; chondroitin 6-sulfotransferase activity. Gene Ontology annotation, cellular component: Golgi membrane. The transcript has 3 exons. The record is from RefSeq and is a predicted model, not a curated record.